ACUUACUAGAGUAUUUUGUAUUUAUAUCACACAAGACCGUGCAUAACUAAAGUGAUUCAUUUCUCUCUCUUCCUGGCACUAAUAGGCUUCUAUACAUUCUCCACUUACACCAAUCAUAACAAUAGGAGUGGGCGGGGCCACGUCGGGUUAGGUUGUCACUCUCAUUGGGUAAAUAACAAACCACCCACUUACUCUGUAGCCUACCGCUGGGGACCCACGAGAAGUUUAACGUUAGCGAAGCUCCACGAAAAUGACCCCGAGGUGAGCGGAGAUGACACACACGAAGCUCACGAAAGCGACGUCGCCGGGUGUCUGAUAAGCAGCGGACCCUUACGUGUGUGCGGUUCGGGCUCGUACUUUGUCAGCCCACCUGCACUCGGGGUUGUGGCAGCUAGCGGAGAUCGUUAGCCGCUAACUACCGCCGCUAGCGGGCUAACUACUAACAUUAGCGAAGUGAACAAGUCGCGCCGUGUGAUGCUAACGACGCCGAGGCUACUUUUGGAGGCUUGCUGAGUUGGAUAUAUUCCCGGGAGGGACUCGUUGCCACCGGAGCUGGUGUUACCAACGCCGGAGCCAGCUACCUUGUUGUGCUUCUCCCCUGCCCUCUUCUCGCUGUUGGCGGAGCGUCCUGUGACUGCACACCUCUGCUCCGAGUCCGAGCAUGCUAGCGACCGCUGCAGACAGCUAGUGUUGUCACCUUAGCUCACGAACCAUCACAGUUUUUUUUUUUUUUUUCCCCCAUUUGUGAGUAGAUGCUAUCACUGGUACGAGCUUUGGGAGACAGACGGAGUCGUAUCAUCCCACCGUGACGCCUGUAUAUGAAGUAAAUGUACUUUGAUGUCGUAUCACCCGACAGCUAGUAGUCCCUCCAGAAGAACCAGGCGCGGAGCAUGCAGGAGAAGAAAAGACUUCAGAUAAGUAGAUAGGGGACGUCGGACACAACCGAGUUACAUUGGACUGUGUGGUUAACUUACCACCAAACAGGGACUGCUUUUGGUGGCCGGACUGACAGAGAAAGUAAAGGAUGAAGAAGUUUUCCAGAAUGCCAAAGUCCGAGAGCGGCGGGCUCGGAGGGGCGUCCGGGUCCGGCUCCAGCUCCGGAGUCAGCAGCUACUUCGGGAAAGUGUUUGCAGUCGGCCGGUAUCAAGUCACCGUGGAAGAGCUUGUCGCAGAGGGAGGCUUCUCAGUGGUAUUUCUGGCUCGAACGCACAGUGGCGUCCGCUGUGCUCUUAAAAGGAUGUACGUCAACAACGUCCCGGACCUAAAUGUCUACAAGAGAGAGAUCACUAUCAUGAAGGAGCUGUCGGGCCAUAAAAACAUUGUCGGCUACCUGGACUCCACAAUCAAUGCAGUGUCGGACAGUGUCUGGGAGGUCCUGAUCCUCAUGGAGUACUGUAAAGCGGGUCAGGUUGUGAAGCAGAUGAACCAGCGGUUGAAUGUGGGCUUCACUGAGGCUGAGGUCCUCCACAUUUUCUGUGAUGCCUGCGAGGCUGUGGCUCGUCUGCACCAAUGCAAGACACCCAUCAUCCACAGAGACCUCAAGGUUGAAAACAUCCUGCUAAACGACCAGGGAAAUUAUGUGCUGUGUGACUUCGGCAGUGCCACUCACAAGGUUUUGCUGCCACAAAAAGACGGAGUGACUGCUGUGGAGGACGAGAUUAAGAAGUACACGACCCUUUCGUAUCGCUCGCCGGAGAUGAUUAACUUGUAUGCAGCACUUGGAUGCUUGUUGUACAAGCUGUGUUUCUUCGCACUUCCAUUUGGGGAGAGUCAAGUUGCCAUAUGUGACGGAACCUUUAUUGUUCCAGAUAACUCAAAAUUCUCCUUCAAGUUGCACUGUUUAAUCAGAUAUAUGCUCGAACCAGACCAGGAGAAGAGACCAGACAUUUACCAAGUGUCCUACUUUGCCUUCAAGUUAGCUGGAAAAGACUGUCCAGUGCCAAAUCUCUUUAACUCUCCCAUCCCUACGUCGCUCCCAGAGCCUCUAACAGCUAGUGAGGUUGCUGCUAAGAAAAGCAUGACAAAAGCCAGGAUAACAGACUCUGUGGGCCCAACGGAAACAUCAAUAGCUCCCAGACAGAGGCCAAAAGCGGCAAACAGUAACGUCUUGCCUCUCGCCAACACUGUCACCCCUGUCAAGAUGACCGUGCCUUCAGCACCCGUCAGCAAUGGCCAGAAAGCUCCCACCCCUGGCUCAGGGCAGCCAUCCGUGCAGGCCCAGCCCAGCAGUCAGCAGCACCGAGUCCUGCAGCAACUACAGCCUGGUGACCUGCGUCUGCAGCAACUACAACAACAACAACAACAACAACAACAUCACCACCAACAAGCAGUGCAGCAACAACAUAUAAAUGCACAGCAACUCCAAUACCUCCAGUACCAACAGGCUGUGCAGCAGUCCCUCCAGCUUCAGCAGCAGCAGGCCCUCCUCCAGCAGCAGCAGCAGCAGCAGAUGAUGAUGCAGCCGAUGUACCAGCAGCAGGUUGCCCAGGCCCGGGCUCAGGCUCAGGCUCAGGCUCAGGCUCAGGCUCAGUACCAGUACGCAGCCAUGCUGCACCAGUACCAACAGGCUUUUGUCCAGCAGCAGCAACAACAACAGCAGCAGCAGCAUCAUCCCGCUCAGCAGCCUCUCCCCUAUAUGUCCUCCCCUCUUGAGUUCCAGAUCCCACUUGGUUCCUAUAAUGCGACCACGCCCACUGCUGGAGCUGGAACUCGCCAAAUCGGGGGACCGUCACCUGUGGAUUCCUCAUACACUAACCCCAGUAGAAACUCUCUGCUUACUUCAGAUGGGAUUACGCCACCCUCUCAUAGCUGCAACAGUACAGUCAGUAACCCCCCUGACAUGUCGGGUUGGAACCCUUUCGGAGAGGACAACUUCUCCAAGUUGACAGAGGAGGAGCUGCUUGAUCGGGAGUUUGACAUGCUCAGAGCAAAUAAACCAGUGGAGAGAACAGCCAGUGUGGAAACUGACCUACCGCAGCCUGCUGCCUCCACUGCCAAGCCCCUCCCACCACAGGACCUGUUCGGCUCAGUCCCGUUUGUGGCCAGCGCAGGCACCGAUGUGAUAGAGACUGAGCAGACCAACGAGGAAGUCAGCAUUCCUACCCCCGUCUCAACCACUGCACAAGAUCUGCAGCCGGCGACGGUCAAGGAGCACAAACCAGGCAAAAAGAGCAACUGCAGACCAGGCGAAGAAUCCGACAGCGACUUCGAGUCCGACCCUCCUUCACCAAAAAGCAGCGAGGAAGAAGAGCCGGAGGAGGAAGAGGGCCUGAACAGCGAGCACGGUGAAGACACUGAGCCAGAGAAUUUAGGACAGAGGCCUCUGCUGAUGGACUCUGAAGAAGAGGGAGAGGAGGAUGAAGACAAGCACAGCUCUGACUCGGACUACGAUCCCAGCAGGGUCAAGAGCCGCUCAAAGAAGGCUCCGGCAGGUAAAGCAGCUUCGGCCGCCACCAGAAAGAGUCCUCGGGAGGAUUCUGGCAUGACUCUGAUCACCCCUCCUGAGUCGCCCAGCGGAGCGAGAGCUGCCCUGGCUGUGGAUCCUGUGGAUGUUUUCGGUGCUGUUCCUUUCCUCAAAGGAGCCUCACCUGUCGGGCCUCCAGAAAGCUCAGACAUCUUUGCCAAAGCGCCAUUCAGGCAAGUUAGCCAUGAGCAGAAAGCUGGGGACGAGUUUGAUGUUUUUACCAAAGCGCCAUUCAGCCGGAACCUCUCCAAGUCAGGCAAGAGUGGCAGUGAUGUUCCCAUGGGGCAAACACCGCCCAUUUCCCCCGAGGGCAUUGACAUCUUCGGCUUCUCUCCCUUCCAGCCGGGCCCCACUGAACCGCCUCCCACCACCUCUAGAAGUGCAGAAGAUAUCUUCCACACGUCCUUUGAGGAGUCAGCCAGCCCUCAGCAACAGCGGCUGAAGCAGCGCAGCCUCCAGAAGCUGUCGUCACGCCAGAGAAAAACCAAGCAGGAGUCCACAGCAGGCGGCAGCAACGGCAAACGCCACCACGGUACGCCAACUGGAGGCCGCAAGACCAACAAGCCAACUUACCGCACACCUGAGCGAGUUCGCCGACACAAGAAGGUUGGCCGGAGAGACUCACAGAGCAGCAAUGAGUUCCUUAGCACCUCGGACUCUAAAGAGAACAUCAGUGUUGAUAUAACCAUGGCUGAAGGGAAAGACAAAGGAGCUUCUCUGCCGGUAGAUGAGGCCCUUUUAGACCCAUUUGGAGCCAAACCUUUCCAUCCUCAGGACGGCAGCCGACACGGCCAGUAUCAGGGACUCCCUGAUAGCAAGAGUGACAUGGGCACAGCCAAUGGCAAGUCCUGGACUGGUUCUCUUCACGGUGCUCUCGGAGAAAGCAAAAUAAUGGAUGAUUUUGGGGCGGUGCCCUUCACAGAAAUGGUCCACGGUGGACCGCAGCAGCCGCCGCCGCCGCCGCCCUCGCAGCUGGGGGAGCUCGACCCUUUUGGACCUCGGAACCGUUUGGAGCUAGACCCGUUCGGAGCUGCACCUUUUCCCUCGAAGCAGUGACUUCUACUCUGCCAGUUGCUGUUAAAUAACCCCUAAGCUUUUUUUUUUUUUUUGUUGCUUGGGAACAACCAAUCAUAAACCAAGAAGCUAACAAUGCCCUAACACUUUUUUUUUAAAGAACAUUUUAAUACAUCUCUCAGUUUCAAUAACAAAAGCCCAAAUCCUGUGGAGUGUGUGAUGUUUCCACAUAUCUUUCAGCUGUACCUGUUUGCUGAGAAGCCUUUAAUGCUGCAUCCUUAACGCUUGUAAAGACGUUUGAACAUGGAGAAAUGGAAAACCCACUCGAAAUUGUACUGUGAUUUUAAGCUUAACGUUUGACAGCUUGACUCUCUGCAAAAAGCGCUAUGGCCUGCCUUCUGAUCUACCAAUGUGUUAUUUUUAGCACCACAAAGCCUUACCUGAGCUGGGCUCUGCCUUGCUGCACAGUACCUCGGAAAAACCACGGCACAAUCGGCCUGCGUCGCCUUUCAUGUCGGUGGAAUCGAUAGGGAGUCGACCUUAACCACUUCGUUUUGUCCUUAUUAGACCUCCCUCUAUGCAUAAUUUCACAGUAGUCUUUACGCAGCCAGAUGUGGCUGUUGUUUGUGUUGCAUUACACUUUAAAUACUAGAAGGGAUCUAAUUUUAUUGUACUUCCUUAAAAAGUUGGAUCUGUUAAUUGGGUCAGGUUUAAAUUUAGGCUCUUAACUGUAGCUGUAAACUUCUAUGUAAGUACUGUUAACUUUAUUUUUUAUGAAGUUACAACUCAACACAUUGUUAGAAAUAAAUAAAACACAAGACACAACACAACACAGAUCACUAGUCUAGGUUUACGUUUUAAGAACUUCGACCCUUACAGAAACUGGCAAGCUGUACUGCUAUUUUCUCAGCAAUGUACAUGCUCCUGACAUUAGAUGUCAUAAUGUUUUUAGAAUAAUUUAUGCUUAAAAAUAUUUAAUUGCACCAUUGUUAAAGGAUAAGGCUGGUGGUGUUCCAUAUAUUUUGUUAUUGUCAACAAAUUCCAUAAAAUGACCAAACACAACAAUGUGUUAGUCCAUCUCAAUACUUUGACUUCCCUACCCUGUCUGUGGCACAGUGGUUCCUACUGAAGACAUACAUUUAAAGGAACUGAUGAAUAAUGUUUACUGAACUAUGCUCAUUUCAGAACAGGACUCCAGGAAGUUAUUUCACCCGCCCAAGAAAUAGUUUUCUGUAAUGGAUUUUGUUACCCUUGACAGAGACAGGCUAGCAGUUUUCCCCUGCUUUCAGUCUUUAUGCUAAGCUAACCAGCUUCAUAGUGAAAAGAUAGAUGUGAGACACGUAUGGUUAUUUUGAAUUCACACACAAAAUACUAGUCACAGAAUUGGUUUGUUAUUGGUUUUGGUCUUUUCAUGUGAUUUGCUGACAACAACAACAAUAUGGAAUACCAUCAGGUAUUCUUUGACAGAUCUUUCCACUACAGAAUGUGAAUUGGCGUAUUCAUAAAGGGAAGAAACAUUGAAGAGUGUCAUGCAAAUUCAGGUCAUUUGUCUUCAGGAGUGCAGUUUUCAAUGCCGAAUUCUUCCAUGAACUAUUCCCUUGUGCUCUACAUUGGCGGCCUUAAGCACUGCAUUACCUACACACCCAUUGGCACAUUUGUUUGAACCUGCAGGUUGCUGUGUUUUCACCAGUGGAACCAUUUGAUCCAACGAUUUUCCACCCCUACCACCACCACAAGGGUAAAUCUUAUAUUGUAUUUAUCAUGCUAUACUGCUGUUUGAUGCAAUAAAAAGAGUCAUCUCA
This is a messenger RNA of Morone saxatilis (striped sea-bass), 6279 nucleotides long. It is a transcript of the gene bmp2k, whose product is annotated as BMP2 inducible kinase. NCBI's taxonomy places the organism in Eukaryota, Metazoa, Chordata, Actinopteri, Moronidae. Gene Ontology annotation, molecular function: protein kinase activity; ATP binding. Gene Ontology annotation, biological process: protein phosphorylation. The record is from RefSeq and is a predicted model, not a curated record.